This is a messenger RNA of Colletotrichum acutatum, 2503 nucleotides long. RefSeq names its product major facilitator superfamily transporter. The record is from RefSeq and is a predicted model, not a curated record. NCBI's taxonomy places the organism in Eukaryota, Fungi, Ascomycota, Sordariomycetes, Glomerellales, Glomerellaceae. Bases 196 to 2082 code for a protein of 628 amino acids. Gene Ontology annotation, molecular function: transmembrane transporter activity. The transcript is spliced from 3 exons. Gene Ontology annotation, biological process: transmembrane transport. Gene Ontology annotation, cellular component: plasma membrane.
ACUAGUACGGUUAAAAAUCUCUUGUCCCGAGGCUCGGCGCGCCGUUUCUUGAUCUACUUUCCCUGUCCUGAUUUCCCCAAGAGCCGCAAUUCCCAGGACAUUCGGCCACUUUUUGCGUGGAGCGAGAUCAAACAUCGCGCCAGGCGCCUAUCCACAGGCUAUUGAAACAAAGAAGACCUCGGCAGCAGUCGAACAAUGUCCGCAAUACACGACUUCGGGACCGGGUCCCAUGCGGCCGCCACCGACACGGCGACCGCGACCUCAACCAGCUCCGGCCAAGACUCGCCGCCACUCCGCCCGCUCAAGGAGGUCGAGUCCCGGCACAGCCACCACAGCCGGAGCCGGGCCUCGUCCCACUCGUCCACCGACACCGACCCCCUCGAGCCACUCGAGCACGCCCUGACGCCCGACCUCGAGACCGAGGCGGAGCACGUCGCCCGGGAGCCCAUCACGUACACGCGCACCGGCACGAGUAUCGGCAGCACCGCGUCACGGCCGCCGGACUACGAGGUCGUCUUUGAGCCCGACGACCCCGAGAACCCAAAGAAUUGGCCCCUCUGGUACCGCGGUUGGACCAUCUUCGUCGUCUCGCUCUCUACCUGGAUCGUCGUGCUGUACAGCACGAGUUACACGGCGUCUAUCCCCGGCCUUGUUGAGGAGUAUCACUCGACCAGGGUUAUUGCGACGCUUGGUGUUACCACUUACCUUCUCGGCUUGGCUGCCGGCAGUCUGAUUGUUGCCCCGAUGAGCGAGUUGUACGGCCGGCAAUAUGUCUAUCUCGGAUGCUUCACCGUCUCAUCUCUGCUGAUCAUUCCCUGCGCUCUUGCAAAGUCCCUGACGACGCUGAUCGUCGUUCGCUUCUUCGGCGCAUUGUUCGGAGCUGCCUUGAUCGCCAACAGCCCAGGAACCGUGGUGGACAUCUCAGAUGAGGAGUAUCGUGCCCUCGCCAUGUCCUUCUAUUCCAUUGCCCCCUUGAACGGACCAGUCACCGGCCCGAUCAUCGGUGGCUUUGUGUACCAGUAUCUAGGCUGGCGUUGGACCAACUGGAUCGUCCUCAUCAUCGCCGGCGUGGGCAUUGCGCUCAUGUUCACCCUGCGUGAGACCUACGCACCCACCAUUCUCCAACGGAAGGCCGCUCGCAUCCGCAAAGAGACGGAUGACCCGCGCUGGUGGUGCCGCUACGACGAGAAGGUUUCCAAGGUCCACCUCAUCAAGCUGAAUCUUAGCCGCCCCUUUGUUCUCAGUUUCACAGAGCCCAUUCUGUGGUUCUUCAACCUCUGGAUAUCACUCAUCUACGGCAUCCUCUACCUCUGCUUCGUCGCCUACCCCAUCGUCUUCUCCCAAUACCGCGGCUGGGGCCCAGGCGUCUCGGGCCUCGCCUUCGUCGGCAUCGGCAUCGGCACCAUCCUCGCCAUCAUCAGCGAGCCCAUCUUCCGCCGCAUCAUCAACGCCCACCCAAAGGACCCAAUCACCGGCCGCGUCCCGCCCGAAGCCACCGCCCGCGUAAUGACCAUCGGCGCCAUCCUCACCCCCAUCGGUCAGCUCGUCUUCUCCUGGACCUGUCUCCCCGCCACGAUCCACUGGGCCAUCCCCAUCGCCUUCGGCAUCCCCUUUGGUGCGGGCAACACAAUCUCCUUUAUCUACGGGUCCAACUACCUCGCCGGCGCGUACGGCAUCUACGCCGCCUCCGCGCUGGCCGGCAACGCCGUCAUGCGGAGCAUGUUUGGCGGCACGCUGCCGCUCGCGGGCACGUCCAUGUAUAAGGCCAUGUCGCCGCAGUGGGCGGGGACGCUCUGUGGUCUGCUCGAGCUCGCGCUCAUUCCGAUUCCCAUCAUCUUUUGGCGGUACGGCGAGAAGAUUCGCGCAAAGAGCCCGAUUAUUCGGCAGAUGAGGGAGGACCAGGAAAAGAAUGAGAGUAAGCGGGCUAAGCAGCUCGCGCGGCUGGAGAGGAAGAGGGAGAGGGAGGCUGCUGCUGCUGCGGCUGCGGCUGCUGCGGCUACGGGUGGUAACAGCGAGAAGUCGACGGGCGUGUUGGCGAGCGCGGAGCAGACUGAGCCUCGAGAUAUCGAGAAGAGUGCUUGAGAGAGUUCACCAUCCUCUUGCAAAGCCAUGGGGGAGGAGAAAGUGUUUGAUAUAUGGUGUGUCCGUCACGACACGAAUUAGAAGAGGACUGUAUACCCCCUUAGCCCUCCGAAAAGAUCUAAUGUAGCAUAUACGGCGUUUGGAAUGUCGCAUCAGGAGACACAUGGGCCAUUGAGCCUUUCCCUAUAGUAGUUGCUGGGAAGUGAAGGUUAUUAUAGCUACAUCCAUAGGAUCGCCUUAAAAGUAAUACUUGGUUUUUGUUAGAAAAUCGUUUCCCACGGUCCCAGGUCUCUAGCCAGUUCCUUUAGCCUCUCCUUGACGCCGUCACCCGUUCCCUUGGUACCCUCCUCUCCCGGUCCCGUGGCGUAUCGCAAGCAGCCUAUAUCUCGAUAUCCUCCUUUGCCACCAUUGGCUUUAUCGC